AUGCCGUUGCACUCCACCCAUGCUCCAGACCUCAAGGAUCAUCUCGAGACGAUCCGUCAUGCAGCCUUCAGGGCGCUGUGCAACACCAAGGAGCUGCAGAAAAUCAUCCUCCAUGGACAAAUGGACGAGCUCUGCCCCUGCCCUGCCUGCUCCGAAUCUGACCCAUCCCUCGAACCCACCUGCAGCAUGACCAACCUGCUCAGGAGCAUCGCAAAGGCCGCCGAACUCGUCAUCGCCUUCAAGAAGGUAGUCAUCCGCCGCCCAGACAGCCUGAUCGACGACACCAGCGUCAAGGACCUCAGGGAAGCCGGCUGCCUCGCUUUCGACCAUAGCGAUGCACACUUGGUCUGGGUCAACUUCGUUGUGGUCACAAACGGUGGUUGGGCCGACCCCGACUGCCACCAAGUGAGGCUCUGCCUGGGCAACUUGGUCUCUACCACCGAGGCACUCUCCCACCCCGAGGUGCUCAAGUACCUCCGCUUCUUUGAGCUCUGCCUGCACCACUUCCCCGAGAGGUAUCAAGUAAAGGGCGUCCCGCCCAUGCUCGAGCACCUCGUGCACGUUUGCCCCCGCCUGCAUACCCUUUCCGACACUCUAUGCCAGCAGGAGCAGAACCCUUGUGAAUGCAGAGACCGUAUUCCAUGA
Messenger RNA from Guillardia theta CCMP2712, 645 nucleotides. RefSeq lists its product as hypothetical. The transcript has a single exon. NCBI's taxonomy places the organism in Eukaryota, Cryptophyceae, Pyrenomonadales, Geminigeraceae. The record is from RefSeq and is a predicted model, not a curated record. The coding region runs from base 1 to 645 and encodes 214 amino acids.